UCAAAUCAGACAUGUAUAGCUUGGGUGUAAUAAUCAUUGAACUGGUGACAGGAUAUAAAGAUAUCCCCGACAACAAUAAUGUACUGAGAAGAUGGAGACAUAGAUGGAAUAAAUCACUGAAGGAAACACCAUGGUCUUACCAGAAAUUACAAAUAACUAAAUGCAUCGGAAUAGGCCUACAUUGUCAGGAAAGUGACCCAUACAGACGGCCAUUUAUACGAGACGUAAUACAUGACAUCGACAGAAAUGAAGGUACUUUUGGACAAAACAACAACGCUGAUGAAUUUUAUGUUGACCAGGUAAGGCCUUGUUGGGAUGAUGAUAUGCUUGAUAUUGAGCCGCUUAAGCUACAUUUCCAAUUUGAACUUAACAAGAAGAUAUCAUGCCUACUUCAUCUAGCCAAUGGUACCACUACUACCAUUGCCUUCGCUAUACAAUCCGUGAGCCCGAUGCCAUACUGCAUACAACAGAAUAAAGGAAUUGUGCUACCACUAUCUAGUUGUGCCAUUGUGAUAACAUUACAACCACAAAGUAAUCCACCAAAGGACAUGCAACACCUGGGUGAGUUUGUCGUACGGAGCGCCAAAGUAAUUGAUGGAGUUACACCUGAGGAGAUAACGUCAGACAUGUUCAAUAAAGUGUCAGGUGAAGUGGUUGAUGAGGUGAACGUGGAUGCUAUUUUUGACAUGCCACUACUACUUGGGGAAACUUAAGUAUGCACGUGUAACACUCCUAUUUAGCAACUAGGAAUAAAAUUUUGAAUUUCGAUAAACAUGAAUAUCUUGUCGUACCAGCUUAAUAU
Molecule: messenger RNA, 802 nt
Organism: Triticum dicoccoides
Lineage: Eukaryota; Viridiplantae; Streptophyta; Magnoliopsida; Poales; Poaceae
Product: vesicle-associated protein 3-1-like
Exons: 3
Coding region: 12-713 (233 amino acids)
Biological process (GO): endoplasmic reticulum membrane organization
Cellular component (GO): endoplasmic reticulum membrane; plasma membrane
Source: RefSeq, a predicted model, not a curated record